Arvicanthis niloticus (Nile rat) is the source of this 1146-nucleotide messenger RNA. Its product is annotated as putative vomeronasal receptor-like protein 4. NCBI's taxonomy places the organism in Eukaryota, Metazoa, Chordata, Mammalia, Rodentia, Muridae. Gene Ontology annotation, cellular component: membrane. Gene Ontology annotation, molecular function: pheromone receptor activity. The record is from RefSeq and is a predicted model, not a curated record. Gene Ontology annotation, biological process: G protein-coupled receptor signaling pathway.
CGAACAGAGGGUCCAAGAACAAAAUCAGGCAUUUGUAGCAAAGAACUCUGUAUUUACAUAAUACACUGUUCCUUUGACUAAAGAAAACAGAAAACCCACAGGCAUGAACUAAAUCAUGUUUACUUCCUUAUGUUUCUCAGAUUUUGCCUAGUUUUAAACAUGAAGAUAAUUUGGAGUGACUUCAUCCAAAGAAUAAUUUUCAUUUCACUUACUGGAUUUGGGGUUUUAGGAAACAUCAUCUUAUUUGUGAGACAUAUGUAUACUUUCAUCAUGGGUCUUGAGAACAAAAAUAUAGAUGUUAUUCUCAUCCACUUGGCUUUUGUAAACACAAUCAUCAUUUAUUGCAUAGGGGUCAGAAACAUAGCUACAAUUUUUUAUAUUAGAAACUUCCUAGGUGGUGUUGGUUGUAAAACUAUAGUUUAUCUAGAAAGGGUUGCCCGUGGCCUCUCUAUCUGCACCACCUGUUUCCUCAGUGUGGUCCAGACUGUCACCAUCACUCCCAGGACUAACUUUUGGAGAAAGCUCAAACCACAGGCAGCACGGCAAGUUCUUGCCUUUCUCCUCCUCUUUUGGAUCUUUAAUUCCCUGAUAAGCUCCAACUUGCUGCACUAUAUCACAGCAGGCAGUAGUGUCAACAGGUCUGUAGUUGGGAUGUUUACUGGGUAUUGCUAUAUGCUGCCAUCCAGGCACACAGUUAAGUGGCUGUUCCUCUCUCUCAUGGCUCUUCGUGAUGUCAUUUUCCAGGGUCUCAUGGGCUGUAGCAGUGGGUCCAUGGCUCUUCAUCUGUACAAACAUCAUGUCCGUGUCCUCUACCUUCACAGCUCCAGGUCUUCAAACAAUUCUAGGCCAGAAAUCCGAGCUACCCAGAGGGUUCUCACUCUCAUGUUCUGUUUCCUCAUCUUUUAUUUGGCAGAUUUUAUUUUCUCCAUAUAUAUAGGUUCCAUAGUGACAAAUGAUUUCACAAUACCAAAUAUGAAAGCACUGUUAGUUCUUAGCUAUGCUGGUCUCAGCCCCUUUGUCCUGAUUACCUGGGAUGUCCAUAUUGCUAAGACCCGUUUUGUCUCCUGAGAAAUAAUGUAUUUCUUUUUACAUCAGGUCUAUAUAAUCUAAUGCUAUAUAUACUGAAGUAGUUUCCCCUUGCUAUAG